AUGGAUCAAUUUCGAGAUAUCAGUACCACAUGGGUAGAUUCCAAUUCACCCACAAGGCGCAACUCUAUCGACUUCUCUGCCCCUUCGCCACCACCUACUCAUGAAAAUGACCCAAAGGCCUUUUUGAAACAUCAUGCUGCUAAAACAGCUCUAUCUCAACCAUCCCCAGACCCCGAAAAGGGCAGCAGUGGCUCCAGCAGCGACGAUGAGAAACCACAACAACAACAACAACUCUCAUUCCGACAAAGAUUACAUCAUUUCACAUGGGCCUGGUAUGUUUUGCCAAUGAGUGUCGGGGGGUUGUCGUUGCUUAUUCAUGUGCAACCUCAUCAAUUCCCCGGUUUGAGGAUAAUUGGUACAGUGCUGUACAGCAUCAACCUCCUCAUCUUUACCCUCUGCUGCAUUGGCAUGAUUCUCCGGUUCUCAUUCAAUCCUGGUGACUUGACACGAUCAGUCACACAUCAUCGUGAAGGUUUCUUCCUUCCUACCUUCUUUCUCGCCAUUGCUUCCUUGAUCACUAGCACUCAGCGCUAUGCCAUUCCUAAAGACAACGCAUCAUUCUCUUGGGCAGCACAGACUAUCUUCUGGGUCUAUGUCGUUACCACAUUCAUCUUGGCCAUUUGGCAAUACUCUUUCCUUUUUGCAGGACAUAACUUCAGCUUACAAGCUAUGAUGCCUGGCUGGCUGUUGCCUAUAUUUCCCGUUAUGUUGGCUGGAACAGUAGCGACAGUUAUCCUCGAUACGCAGACACAUCUUAACCCUUUACCCAUCAUCUUUGCUGGUCUGACUUGCCAAGGAUUGGGUUUCUGCGUGUCAAUGAUGAUGUACGCUCACAUGAUCGGUCGACUCAUGCAAUCAGGUCUUCCCAACCGUGAACAUCGCACUGCUUUGUUCAUGAACGUCGGUCCACCAUCCUUCACAGCCUUGGCUCUCAUUGGUAUGGCCAAAGCUUGGCCAAAGACCAUCUCUGGCAUUGAAGAUAUUGCUCUUAAUGUCGAUACUGUCCGCACCGUCGCGCUCCUAUGUGCCGUGUUCCUUUGGGCAUUGAGUUUGUGGUGGUUCUGUAUCGCCGCUGUCGCAGUCAUUUCAUCUCCGCCCAAAGCAUUUCAUCUGGGUUGGUGGCCUAUGGUCUUUCCAAACACUGGAUUUACACUUGCUACCAUUUCUAUCGGACAAGAGUUCAAGUCUGAGGGCCUUCUUUGGACUGGGAGUGCUAUGAGCAUUCUCCUUGUCAUCACGUUUUUCAUUGUCAUUUUCUUUAAUAUUAGAGCUGUGUUUGUACGAGACAUCAUGUACCCUGGAAAGGAUGAGGAUGCUGAUGACCACUAA
This is a messenger RNA of Fusarium poae, 1329 nucleotides long. RefSeq lists its product as uncharacterized. Gene Ontology annotation, molecular function: malate transmembrane transporter activity. The coding region runs from base 1 to 1329 and encodes 442 amino acids. The record is from RefSeq and is a predicted model, not a curated record. NCBI's taxonomy places the organism in Eukaryota, Fungi, Ascomycota, Sordariomycetes, Hypocreales, Nectriaceae. The transcript has a single exon. Gene Ontology annotation, cellular component: membrane. Gene Ontology annotation, biological process: malate transmembrane transport.